Molecule: messenger RNA, 3594 nt
Organism: Motacilla alba alba
Lineage: Eukaryota; Metazoa; Chordata; Aves; Passeriformes; Motacillidae
Gene: RAB37
Product: RAB37, member RAS oncogene family
Exons: 9
Coding region: 1617-2192 (191 amino acids)
Cellular component (GO): Golgi apparatus; endosome
Molecular function (GO): GTPase activity; GTP binding
Source: RefSeq, a predicted model, not a curated record
CACCUUUGGGGAGCAGCUUUAUUUGGGGAAUCAGAAUCUAUGAAUUUGUGGUAAGCACGAAGAAUUGGAUACUUUGCUUUGGUGCUGCUGGAUGAGGAGUUUGGUUUGGCUGUGUGCUUCUUGGCAUGCUUUGGACUGCUGGGAGAGAUGAAGGAUGGGUAAAGCUCGAUAUUCCAAAUCCCUUGGUGGGACUGUGUCUGAGUGCAGCCUUAUGUUUCACAAACAGAAAGCUGCCUUUGGAACUGCCCUGCUCUGUCAGGGAGAUGCCAGCCCGUGACCUGCCUGUGUCCAGCCUGGGGCCCUGGCAAAAAGUCAGGCAGAUGGUGAUGGUGCUGGGAAAAGCACUGGGCUGCCAUCCAGAGCUAUUUGCAGAGCUGCUGUGGGGUCUCAAGUGGCUCUGAUGUGUGUGUCCCCUCUCCUGGGGGAGCUCAGGACAGGGACAGUGCUUGGGACCUUACUCCAGAGAGACUGUCAUCCCUUCAGCAUUGUGACAAAGUGGGAACUCAGCAAGGGGCUGGUACCUAUGGGGAUGUGAUUACCCACAGGAAUUCUCUUUUUAGUCCAGGCCAAGGAAGCAGGAAAAUAUGGCACCAGUGGGGAGAGUCUGGGGCCAAGCAGCCCAGGGACCAGCAGCCAAGGAUGCCCCUGCUGAGGGGCCUGAGCCGUGGGCAGGCAGAGGAGGCUCAGCCACACUACUGAUCUCCGCCAGCUUCCAGCUGCCUCAUUUCUCCAGCAGCAAAUGCCAGUGUGUGGAAGUGAUGCUCAGCCAGGCUUUUUUCCUGCCCAGCACAGUUUUCUAUAUCCUUCCAGCCCCCUCCCCAUCUUGCUGUAGGGAAGCUCAGCCACUUCCAGGAGCUCCAAGUGUCUAGCCUCCAGCUCUGGGCACUUUCCUGGCCAAAGAGCACAUAUAAACUAUAAAUCCCCCAUCUGGGUCUGAGUGCAGUUACAGGACUGGAAAUACAGGUUCUAUUUCCCGGGGGAGGCAGAGGAGGGCUUGCCUGCCCCAGAGGAGUGGAGCCAGCCCCAGAAGGUGAGGACGUACAUGCCAUUCCAGAGGGCAUCUCUGUCACUGGACCUCCUGCGGCCAUGUGUGGCCUUCACCUGAAGAGCAGAGAGGGCACAGCACUGAAGCCCUGCACCCCUGAAUCCCAGUGGCGUGAGUAGGGAUGUGGGUUGCCCUGAGAUUAGCCCUGAUGUGGGAGAGAUGAGAUAUUCCAGGGAAAAUAGAUCAGGGAGGGCUCAAGGCUCCUAUACAUGAAGUUAUGCCUGUAAGGCUGAAGACCUUGACCAGCUGUAGUGCAUGGACUUACAUGAGGUUUUACAGGGUGGGGUUUUGGGUAACACGACACCCCCCUCCAGGGAUUUCUCCCACAUUCCCAUGCUUGGGCUUUUCCUGACUGAAAUCCAGUAUGAGCUGGGCCCCAAUGACUGGUGUAGGAUGCAGGGGGCUGCGAGCAGCCAGGGGGAGCGGGAGGCCUGGCAGCCAUCCCGGGUGAGACGCAGGCGCCGGGAACCGGCUCGGCACGGCUCGCGGCUUCCGGCUAACGGCUCCUGCUCCGCUUCCCUCCCGGCUCCCGGCUCCGCGGUGCUCAGCACCGCUGGGGCUGCAGCAGGUGAUGUUACUUGGAGACUCGGGCGUGGGGAAAACCUGCUUCCUGCUCCAGUUCAAAGACGGGGCCUUUCUCUCCGGGACGUUCAUAGCCACCGUGGGCAUAGAUUUCCGGAACAAAGUGGUGGCCGUGGAUGGUGUGAAGGUGAAGUUGCAGAUCUGGGACACAGCAGGACAGGAGCGUUUCCGCAGUGUCACCCAUGCCUACUACCGGGAUGCCCAAGCCCUGCUCCUGCUCUAUGAUAUCACCAGCAAGAUGUCCUUUGACAACAUCCGCGCCUGGCUGACGGAGAUCCAUGAGUACGCCCAGAAGGACGUGGUCAUCAUGUUGCUGGGCAAUAAGGCUGAUGUGAGCAGCGAGAGAGCUGUGAGGACGGAGGAUGGAGCAUCACUGGCUAGGGAGUAUGGAGUGCCUUUCAUGGAGACGAGUGCCAAGACAGGCAUGAAUGUGGAGCUGGCCUUCCUGGCCAUUGCCAAGGAGCUGAAGCAGCGCGCGGUGCAGCCGCUGGAUGAGCCCCACUUCCAGAUCCACGAUUACAUUGAGUCACAGAAGAAGAAAUCCAGCUGCUGUGCCUUCUCCUGAGGGUGGCCCAGAGGAGCUGGCAGGCCUGGGGGCCCAGGUGUGAAGCAGAGCAGGGCCCCAUCCUGCCCUUAAGCACCAGAGGGAACCAAGCUCUGACAAGCCAAGGUGGAUGGCACAGUACAGUGGAGCAGAGUGCAUGAGCAGGGCCCUUGUCCUGGUGCCAGGAUUCAGAUCCUGCUGCCCUGCAGAGCAAUGACCUCUGUGCCACCGUGGGAAUCACUAUGGUGUGGUGACUGCCAGCCUGGCCAGCAAGCCAUGGUGAUCCAUCACCUCUACCACCUUAGCAGGGUGCAGGACACAGCCACACACCUCACUGAGGGACCCUUGGAGCAGUUGGAGGAGCUGUGCCAUGGAUGAGCCCCCCUGCAUCCCCCAGUCCUGUCCUCCCUUGCAGCUAUUCCUGCUCACAGUGCUGCUGUUGUCCAACUGGAAGGGCCUGGUCCAGCCCCCACAUCCCAGGUGCUGCCAAGCUCUGGCUUCCCUCCAAGGAACCUCAGCUCUGUCCCCCCGGGCUGCCCCACAUCCCAGUGCCCACGCUCGGCUGUGGCUCCUCAUUUCUGCAGUUGCUGCCAAUGGCUUUUAUCCUCCUGCCACCACAAAUGCAAUGAUGUCCCCAUUGUAUCCUGGCUCUGCUCGAGGGAAGGGCUGGAAUGGGAAAGGGUCCAGCUAAACCUGCUCCCUGCCCACACAGCUGAUGUGAGAAAUAAAAUUCCCCUGGGAACAUCCGAGCAAUGCUUGGGGCACUUCUGGUACACACAGCAAUUUGGAAAAAUUUUGCUUCCCCCAUGUUGUAGCCACAGAAAUUAGAGAAUUUUUUUUUUCAAACAAGAAAAGGCUUUUUCAUUUCAAUGCCUCCAGACUGAACCAUCUCCAACCUCAUGCAGGAGAUGCCCAUGAUAGAUAGCAUCACCUGGGGUGAUGCUUCAGCCUUGCCUCCUCCCAGGCCAGGCUGGGUUUCUCUCCCAUCACUGUCCAUGUAAUACAACUAUGCCUUCCUGCUGCUGGCAAAUAGCAGCUGGAACCCACUUUCAGGCAUCUUUCAGAUGCCUGAGAGCCUUCAGCCAGCAAACUGCUCCGUUGGGCACUGGUGGGGCUCAGGGACAUCCCUGAUGUGCCCAGCUGAGCUCUGUUGCUCCCUCGAGCACACUGUUCACUCCCCUGAGCUGUCAGAUGGAGAAUAUUUGGUUGUGCAGCUGAAGCACUGAUGCAGAGAGCAGCUGUGGAGGGUACAACACUGCACAUAGGAAUCGGGGACUGUCCAGCACAUCUGUCCCCAUCAGCAUCUUCCCUGGCCCUGCACCUGACUGCUCGUGUCUCACCUGCCCCGGUGCCUCCUUCACUUAUGCUCUGCCCCUGGGUCUCUCUUUGCAAGUUUACAGAUUAAAGCUGAGUAUUUUUUGAG